AUGCAGCUCGAUGGUUUGCCCGAAAAGGUACAUGGCGGCGUUUGGCGACAAAACAGCGCUGCGGCCGCGAAGUGGCGGUGGACAUGCUCCCAUGUUGCCGACGCGGCGCCGGAGUGGCCGGCGCUGCUCGCCGCGACCACGACGGCUACUCCGAUGCUCCGGGCCGACCCGUCCUACCCGACGGACGAGGCGAGCUGGUCGACGCGGUCGUGGCUGUCGCUGCAGGCCCAGCGCAUGUCAGUCGCGCUGCAGCUCGCGGCGGCGGAAGAGAUUGCGACCGAGCUCAGGCUCGCCGCGGCGUCGGAGGACGCCGCCGUCGCCUAG
Molecule: messenger RNA, 324 nt
Organism: Emiliania huxleyi CCMP1516
Lineage: Eukaryota; Haptophyta; Isochrysidales; Noelaerhabdaceae
Exons: 2
Coding region: 1-324 (107 amino acids)
Source: RefSeq, a predicted model, not a curated record